Centruroides sculpturatus (bark scorpion) is the source of this 498-nucleotide messenger RNA. RefSeq lists its product as uncharacterized. The coding region runs from base 1 to 498 and encodes 165 amino acids. The transcript has 2 exons. NCBI's taxonomy places the organism in Eukaryota, Metazoa, Arthropoda, Arachnida, Scorpiones, Buthidae. The record is from RefSeq and is a predicted model, not a curated record.
AUGUACAGAUACAUCGCCCCAGGUUCCAUUAUCGUUUCCGACAGCGCGCCCCAAUAUCGCGGUUGUACGACGAUGGGCUUCUCGGAUCAUAAGACCGUGAAUCACAGCCAGCAGGGCCCCGGGAGAUUCGUCAACAGCGAAGAUCCCGAGGCCCACACUCAGAACAUCGAGUGUAGACACCGCUGGCUGAAGAGGUCCAUCAAGUCGCUCCGCACGGACAGGAGCCUGCAGAGUUACACCUGCAGCUACGUGUACAGAACGCGGUUCCUGUCUAAGUUGCCUACAAUAUCGGCAAAGUUCCGGCAGUUUAUCGGGGAUAUCGUGGCCGUCUACCCGGGCCCCGGUCGCCAGGGUCUCCAACUCAAGACGAUCGGAGUGCCCGUGGAUCAACAUCUGCCGCCAGACGAGCCCUAUUUCGAUAUCCUCGAGCACGAGGGCGACGAAGAGGAACAGCAGGGGGAUGACGAUCGCCCAGUGAGUAGCGAAGCUUGUGUAUAG